Messenger RNA from Trematomus bernacchii (emerald rockcod), 1113 nucleotides. Its product is annotated as mitochondrial import receptor subunit TOM20 homolog. Gene Ontology annotation, biological process: protein targeting; tRNA import into mitochondrion; protein import into mitochondrial matrix. The transcript is spliced from 5 exons. Gene Ontology annotation, molecular function: transmembrane protein transporter activity. The record is from RefSeq and is a predicted model, not a curated record. The coding region runs from base 122 to 562 and encodes 146 amino acids. Gene Ontology annotation, cellular component: mitochondrial outer membrane; mitochondrial outer membrane translocase complex. Lineage: Eukaryota; Metazoa; Chordata; Actinopteri; Perciformes; Nototheniidae.
UCCUCGCGGGUCCUUCUUCUCCUGAGCCGCUCCACCAGUCCCUCUAACGGUUACCAACCGCCGGAGAAAACACCGUAAAUUAACCCGAAAUCCUCCUCUAACCGACCGGGAAACGGGAGAUAUGAUGGGCGGGAGGUCCAGUGCUCUGGCGGCCGGGGUUUGCGGCGCUUUGCUCGUCGGUUACUGCAUCUAUUUCGACAAAAAGAGACGGAGUGACCCCAACUUCAAGAACAGGCUGAGACAGCGAAGGAGAAAGCAGCAGGUAGCCACAGACCGGGCGGGCAUGGCAAAGCUCCCCGAUCUGAAGGACGCUGAGGCGGUGCAGAAGUUCUUCCUGGAGGAGAUCCAGCUGGGGGAGGAGCUGCUGGCUCAGGGAGACUAUGAGAAAGGCGUGGACCACCUGACCAACGCCAUCGCAGUGUGUGGGCAGCCCCAGCAGCUGCUGCAGGUGUUGCAGCAGACUCUGCCUCCACCCGUCUUCCAGAUGCUGCUCACCAAACUGCCCAGCAUCAGCCAGCGUAUCGUGAGUGCACAGAGUCUGAGCGAGGACGAUAUAGAAUGAGAGGAUCGAAAAGGAAACAACCCUUCCUCAUCUUCAUUCUCCUCCUCUUCCUCAUGCGGACCCCUCCUCUCAUGACGACCUGCCAACGCCUCGGCCUCCAUCACUCCGGCCGACGUCCAUCACUUCCCAUCGACGUGUCCUCUAGGGAAUUAGUUUUGUAUUCCAGCUUUAACCAUGACAGUAGUGUCUGUUUGUUUUUUUUACUUAAAUUACCCGUUUUGGGGUAUGAAGAGUUUCCUUAUCAUAACUGCCAGAGAAUUAAAAGCGCCCGUCCCCACUCCACCACGGUUAAUGAUAAACUGGACUGGGUGGUGGUGUCGCUCACAUCAUGUUUCAGGUUUACACUGAUUACUGCUAUGAGAAUAUCAGUGGUAGAAAGUUACAGAAAUCUUCUCUCUGCUCCACAAAGUAUUUAUUGUUUUUGUUAUCAGUCGUCUUUCUGUUCGGUCUCCACUUGGAAACACUUUUAAAAAUAAAGUAACAAAAUGUUUUGUUCAUUUUAAAGAGAGGACGACCCUCUUACAAUACAAAAAUACAAUAAAAAAUGGUAA